GCGGGACGAUGCCGGCGAGCUCGGCGCCCUCAACAACAACAGAUUGGAAGUGACCCGGCCGACACAGGACCCGACCCAAUGACACCAUGCGCUGGGCUGCAGUCCUCUCAGGCGCGGUGCUCGCGCUCCUGCUGUUGCUGCUGCACAACCCGGCCGUGGUGUCCCAGGUGUCGGAGCCCGGGUACCUGGACUUCGACAACCUGCCGGAGACCAACUUCUCGUGCGAGGGGAAGGUGAUCGGCGGCUACUAUGCGGACGUCGAGACGGGCUGCCAGAUGUUCCACGUGUGCACCAUCGGCCAGAAGGGCGAGGUGUCCGACAUCAAGUUCCUCUGCCUCAACGGCACCGUCUUCGACCAGGAGACGCGCGUCUGCGAGCGCCUGGACGAGGUGGACUGCAGCCGCACGGAGGCCUUCUACGACCUGAACCUCGAGCUGUACGGCAACAGCCCCGCCGUCGGGCACCAUGACGACGACUCGGACGACGACGAGGCCAAGGAGGACGAGCGCGAGCAGGAGUCGACGGAAGGCCCGUCGCUCGGGGACGCCGACGGCAAGCAGGGGCAGCAGGGCGCGCUGAGGACCAGCCUCGCGCCCUCCACCGCCCCAGCCACGCCGCCAACCACCCGCGGCGGGCAGGGCGGCCAGUUCGGCUUCCCGGGGUCCUCGCCGGGCACCCUGGCCGCUCUGCUCGCGCUGCAGCACGCCUUCCAGUCCACCAUCAAGGCCAACGGCGGCAACCUGCCCGCGGCCCCCAGCGCCCCCAACGCCCCCGCGGCCCCCCAGCACGACCGGGCGCCGCCGCUGUCCGCGCCGCCCCCCACCAAGCUGCUCCUCGGGGGCGGCUCGGGCCACCACUUCCCGGUCGACAGCCACCGCCUGCAGCACCAGCAGCAGCAGCUGCAGAAGGCGCAGCAACAGCAGCACCAGCUGCAGCAGCAGCAACAGCAGCAGCAGCACAUCCAGCAGCAGCAGCAGCACCUGCAGCUGCAGCGGCAGCAGGAGCAGCUGCAGCAGCAGAAGGCGCAGCAGCAGCAGCAGAGCUUCCAGCAGCAGCGGCAGCAGCAGCAGCAGCACCAGCAGCAGAUCAACCUGCUGGCUUCGACGCAGCACAAGAACAGGGCGAGCGGGCCUUCCCCCAUCGGCCACCACAGCCGGCCGUCCCUCACGCCGCCGCGCGGCUUCGGGCUGCCCCCCUCGGGGCCCUCGUCGGGGCCCUCCGGACCCACCCCGCUGCGCCCCGCCACCCCGAGGCCCGGGGCACAUGCGGUGCUCCCCGCCACGCUGUCGCCGCUGUCGCGGCCCAAGCCCACGCCGAGCCCGCCAAGUCCGCCACCAUUCAGGCCGUUCGGCGCCACGCCCAGCGGGCCCAGCCCCACGCCCGAGUCAGCGUAUCUCCUCCACCAGCUCAAAGUCAACCAGCAGACGCAUCAGCAGCAACAACAGCAACAUCACCAGCAGCAUCACCACCCGGGGCCGCAGGCCGAGCACGGCGACUACUUCGUGGGGCCCGACGACCGCGGCAAGGCGGACGAGGAGGACGAGGAGGACGACGACGACCUCGAGGACGAGGAGCCCGAGGCGCCGUCCGCGCCGGCCAAAUCCGUGGUGCCGCGCCUGAGCCAAGGCUUGAGCCAGGGCUUGGGGCAGGGCUUGAGCCAGGGCCUGAGCCAGGGCCCGCAGCAGUCGUUCUCGUCGUCCGUGCAGCACCCCGCCGCCAAGCAGGGCGGGCCGCCCGCACACUCCUCCAUCAGCUUCAAGCCCUUGUUCGCCUCGCCGGGUGCCGCGCCCGGCGUGGCCGUCGUCUCGUCGACGAGGACGUCCUCCUCGUCGUCGUCUUCCUCCAAGACGGUGUCGUCGGCGUCCUCGGGCCCGAGCGGCCCCGGCGGUCCGCCGACGGGCAGCGCGGCGCUGCGGCCGGGCAAGCCGCACCAGCAGCACGACUCGAUGCACCCCAGCGAGGUGGACUACGAGCGCUUCCUGUUCGGCCCCGUCAACGGCACCGACGUCCAGGACGCCGCCGACGCCGCGGACGCGUACGAGGACUACCGCGACGACGUGGAGGACGUGCAGGACGACCCGUUCUUCGACGACGUGCCUCGCGUGAGUGGCGGCCGCAGCCGCACCAAGCGCGCGGCGCAGCACCAGGACGACGACGCCGUGGCCCCGCCGCACCACCAGGACCACCAGCAGCAGCGCGUCAGCCGCGGCCGCGUGCGCGCCUCCUCCAGGGCCAUCUUGUUGGAGCAGCGGGGCGUGACGAGCACCGCGGCCACGCCCGUCGGUUAG
Messenger RNA from Thrips palmi, 2288 nucleotides. Its product is annotated as histone-lysine N-methyltransferase 2D-like. The transcript is spliced from 10 exons. The coding region runs from base 87 to 2288 and encodes 733 amino acids. Gene Ontology annotation, molecular function: chitin binding. Gene Ontology annotation, cellular component: extracellular region. NCBI's taxonomy places the organism in Eukaryota, Metazoa, Arthropoda, Insecta, Thysanoptera, Thripidae. The record is from RefSeq and is a predicted model, not a curated record.